AGAAAUUCAUUAAACGAGCAAACCGCUUCUCGAACAAUGGAGAAUAAUUCGGUUCAGUAUGUGGCUUUGGGCGAAGCAUCGACUCCCAUGUUAGAUAAUUUUCAAAAGCUUUCGAUUAUACCUCUUGUUUUCCUGAUCUUCUAUGAGGUCUCUGGCGGCCCUUUUGGUGUUGAAGACAGUGUCAAGGCAGGCGGUCCGCUAUUAGCUCUUCUCGGAUUUUUGCUUUUUCCACUUAUAUGGAGCAUUCCAGAAGCCUUGAUAACGGCAGAGAUGGGCACUAUGUUCCCGGAGAACGGCGGAUAUGUUGUUUGGGUUGCAUCAGCUUUGGGGCCCAACUGGGGUUUUCAGCAAGGUUGGAUGAAGUGGCUUAGCGGGGUUAUUGAUAAUGCUCUGUAUCCUGUUCUGUUUCUUGACUAUCUGAAAUCAGCUAUCCCAGCUUUAGAAGCUGGUUUACCGAGGAUAAUGGCGGUACUGGUUUUGACAGUGGCUCUCACUUAUAUGAACUACAGGGGUUUAACCAUUGUGGGAUGGGUCGCUAUAUUGCUCGGAGUGUUUUCACUUCUUCCUUUCUUGUUUAUGGGAAUUGUUGCAGUCCCAAAUUUGAAGCCAUCGAGAUGGCUCGUGGUUGAUCUCGGCAGUGUGAACUGGGGUUUGUACUUAAAUACUCUGUUCUGGAAUUUGAACUACUGGGAUUCAAUUAGUACUCUUUCUGGAGAGGUGGACAAUCCCAGUAAAACUCUCCCAAAGGCUCUGUUUUAUGCUCUUCUAUUGGUUGUUUUUGGGUACUUUUUUCCUCUUCUGAUUGGUACAGGAGCCAUUCCUCUUGAUCGUGAGCUUUGGUCUGAUGGGUAUUUCUCAGACAUUGCCAUGGUGCUUGGAGGUGUAUGGUUGAGAACAUGGGUUCAAGCUGCUUCUGCUCUGUCAAACAUGGGGAUGUUUGUGGCUGAGAUGAGCAGCGACUCCUUUCAGCUUCUGGGAAUGGCAGAGCUUGGGAUGCUUCCUUCUGUCUUCGGCAAGAGAUCUCGUUACGGAACCCCGGUCGCCGGAAUUUUGUUCUCUGCAUCCGGUGUGAUCUUACUCUCCUGUUUGAGCUUCCAAGAGAUUGUAGCUGCAGAGAAUUUCUUAUACUGUUUUGGAAUGAUUAUGGAAUUUAUAGCAUUUGUGAAGUUGAGAAUGGAAUAUCCUGCAGCAUCUCGGCCUUAUAAAAUACCCAUUGGUACAUAUGGAGCAAUUUUGAUGUGUACUCCUCCAACCCUGUUGAUUUUUGUGGUUUUAGUGCUUGCUCCUCUCAAGGUCAUGGUUAUCAGCUCAUUUGCUGUGAUGAUUGGGCUGGUUAUGCAGCCUUGUCUUGAAUACUCCAAGAGAAAGAGAUGGCUCAGGUUCUCCAUGAGUUCUUCCGACCUUCCAGAUAUCCAUAAUACUGCACAUCACCAGUAUAAUGAAGCAUGAAUGGCUUGUUGUUGCCCUUUUUUGAAAAAAAAAAAAAGAGUUUCUUUUUGCAAUGUAUUGAGUUAGGAAUAAGCUUUUAAAGAUUGGUGUAGGGAUUUUGUUUUGGCAUGCAAUUUAAUUCAGUAGA
Alnus glutinosa is the source of this 1576-nucleotide messenger RNA. Its product is annotated as probable polyamine transporter At1g31830. Gene Ontology annotation, cellular component: membrane. Gene Ontology annotation, biological process: transmembrane transport. The transcript has a single exon. The coding region runs from base 37 to 1449 and encodes 470 amino acids. The record is from RefSeq and is a predicted model, not a curated record. Lineage: Eukaryota; Viridiplantae; Streptophyta; Magnoliopsida; Fagales; Betulaceae. Gene Ontology annotation, molecular function: transmembrane transporter activity.